AACACUGGAGGCAGGCAGCCUCUGAACAGCUCUCAGAAGAUCAACGGCCCCCCUCCAUUCUGUGCCCCAAAGCUGUCUCUUCUGGUGGUGCCUAGGUGGGGGUAAUACCCCAAGGCGCCUCACUUGUCAAGACAUAAAUCAUGAACAACCUGAUCCUCUUGGAAGAAGAGCUCAUCAAGAAAUCCCAGCAAAAGAGAAGAACAUCUCCCUCCAACUUUAAAGUCCGCUUUUUCGUCCUCACCAAAACCAGCCUGGCAUACUUUGAGAACCGGCAAGGGAAAAAGCGCACACUGAAGGGCUCCAUCGAGCUCUCCCGGAUCAAAUGUGUGGAGAUUGUGAGGAGCGACAUCAGCAUCCCCUGCCACUAUAAAUACCCAUUCCAGGUUGUGCAUGACAACUACAUCCUGUACGUGUUUGCUCCUGACCGGGAGAGCCGGCAACGCUGGGUUCUAGCUCUUAAAGAAGAGACAAGGAACAACAACAGCUUGGUGCCCAAAUACCACCCUAACUUCUGGCUGGAUGGGCGGUGGCGGUGCUGUGCCCAGUUAGAGAAGCUUGCCAUGGGCUGUGCCCAGUAUGACCCCACCAAGAAUGCUUCAAAGAAGCCUCUUCCUCCUACUCCUGAAGACAAUCGGCGCUCCCUGCGGGAAAUUGAAGAGACACUGGUCAUCGCCCUGUAUGACUACCAAACCAGUGAUCCACAGGAGCUGGCACUGCGACGCAAUGAGGAGUACUACCUGCUGGACAGCUCUGAGAUCCACUGGUGGAGGGUCCAGGACAGGAAUGGGCAUGAAGGCUAUGUGCCAAGCAGUUACCUGGUGGAGAAAUCCCCUAAUAGCCUGGAAACCUAUGAGUGGUACAAUAAGAACAUUAGCCGUGACAAAGCUGAGAAACUACUUUUAGACACAGGGAAAGAAGGGGCCUUCAUGGUUCGAGACUCCAGGACUCCUGGGACAUACACCCUGUCAGUCUUCACCAAGGCCAUUGUGAGUGAGAACAACCCCUGCAUAAAGCACUAUCAUAUCAAAGAGACAAACGACAACCCCAAGCGCUACUAUGUGGCAGAGAAGUUUGUGUUUGAUUCUAUCCCUCUCCUCAUCAACUACCACCAGCAUAAUGGAGGAGGUCUAGUUACUCGACUUCGGUGCCCAGUUUCUUCCUGGAGGCAGAAAGCCCCAGUCACGGCAGGGCUGAGAUACGGGAAGUGGGUGAUCUGUCCCUCAGAGCUCACAUUUGUGCAGGAGAUUGGCAGUGGGCAGUUCGGGCUGGUGCACCUAGGCUAUUGGCUCAACAAGGACAAGGUGGCCAUCAAAACCAUCCAGGAAGGGGCAAUGUCAGAGGAGGACUUCAUCGAGGAGGCAGAGGUCAUGAUGAAACUCUCCCACCCCAAGCUGGUGCAGCUGUAUGGGGUGUGUCUGGAGCAGGCCCCCAUCUGCCUGGUGUUUGAAUUCAUGGAGCAUGGCUGUCUGUCAGAUUUCCUGCGAAACCAGCGUGGGCUCUUUGCAGCCAGCACACUCCUGGGCAUGUGCCUGGAUGUGUGUGAGGGCAUGGCUUACCUAGAGGAGGCCUGUGUCAUCCACAGAGACCUGGCUGCCAGGAACUGUUUAGUGGGAGAAAAUCAAGUCAUCAAAGUGUCUGACUUUGGGAUGACCAGGUUUGUCCUGGAUGAUCAGUACACCAGUUCCACAGGCACCAAAUUCCCAGUGAAGUGGGCAUCCCCAGAAGUCUUCUCUUUCAGUCGCUAUAGCAGCAAGUCAGACGUGUGGUCAUUUGGUGUGCUUAUGUGGGAAGUUUUCAGUGAAGGUAAAAUUCCCUAUGAAAACCGGAGCAACUCUGAGGUGGUGGAAGACAUUACAUCUGGAUUCCGGUUGUAUAAGCCCCGGCUGGCCUCUCUGCACAUCUACCAGGUCAUGAAUCACUGCUGGAAAGAGAAACCAGAAGACCGGCCACCUUUCUCCAUACUUCUGUGUCAACUAGCUGAAAUGGCAGAGUCAGGACUUUAGUGGAGACCCUACAGGGGGCAGGAACCCCUCCCUUGAAAAGCAUUAAAAGCUGUCACUGGUCCCUGAAGCUGCCAGGCAGUCAGGAACCCAGUCACUUGGGAGCUGGGGGCCUGAACAGCAGCCGCAAGUUUCUCCCCUCCCUCCAGCCUCUUGUCACCUAGGAUGCAUCAACCUCCAUCUGAUGCUUUGGGACAGCCCUUCCUGCACUUUUUCUUAAGAGCAACAGAGAGAAGAGACUUCAAGAAACCUACGUUCUCAUUCUGUUAUUUUAAACACACACCUAAAGUUUGUGAUCCAAGAACUUUCCAUUUGAACACUCAGGCACACACACACAUCCUGGACCUGGAGAGAAGAGGUGCCUGACUCUUUGGCAGUUUGCUGGCAAAUAACUUUGCAUCAGAAAGAACAAAUGAGCAAAGCCUCUGGGAGGCUGCCCACCACAACUUCCUGCCCAGGAAGCCUGAGGUGCAGUUGAGCCCAUAGGAGGCUGGAUAUUCUUAGAAGCAGUCUUAUUCUCAAGUUUCACUUAUAGAGAAUACCUUUCUCCCUGAAGGGGGCACAGGAACUGGGGCAAACAACCUAGGCCCCAUAGCUGGUGCUCUGAGUAUCUAGAAUGGGCCAGGAAGGAGCGUCUUUGGGAGGUUGGGGGACUGAUAUAAUGAAAGGUUUUAAUUUGUGACCACUCUGGUGCUCACCCCUGCUACCCAGCAAGGCAGGGCCUUAUCCCUCUUGUACAUAUACCUUCUGUACAGAACAUUCCACAGAGGCCCUAGAAGGGAAUAGUCACUCCUGAACUGACAAUUGGCCUGGGGGAGUGAGUCCAAGCUCUGGACAGUUCCACUUUCAUCAGAAGGGACACAGAGGCAUGUUGAUAGGUAUGUUUUUGUAGAGAAAUUGAAGUUUAUUAAACCCUGAGAGUCCUGUGAAGUAUAAGAGAGACAUCCAGAUCCCAGAAACCUAGGAGAGGAGCCAAGGACCUUCUAGAUGGAAAAUAGUCAGGCACCUGGUGGGAUCCUACUAAGGAGGUCAAGGGCUUCCAGGUACACAGGCAGGCAAAGAGAAAGCCUAUGAGGUCUAGGCUUUUCUGGCAGAAUCUCAGUUCACCCCAGUCCACACCACCCCUGUGAUAUUAGGUAUAUUGUCAUUCCCAUGAUACAAGUAAUGGAAGUAAGAUUUUUUUCUCCUUCUUCCUUUAUCAUUUUAUGGGGAGGUAAUGGUUUAUAGUACAGUUUUUGACACAUGGGUGCAAUUUCUCAUCUCCCCAUGACAGUUGUCUGGAAAACAGUCUCACCCCUGAGAGAACCAGUGUGGUUCCUUUUCCAUCAUAAUGUGUCAGAAACAUAAAUCCCACUCCCCCUCAACCCAUCCCCUCCCCCUCCUUACUCAGAGUUCUUUGCUUUGAUACAACACAACACACCCAGCCCAACUGGAAGUGAGGGUUUAAGAAGUGAAGCCACCUACCUUCAGUGGCAGAGCAAGGAAGUAUGGAAGGAGGAUUCUAGCACACACCUGACUCCAGGCAUUUUCUUGAUUCCUAUUCAACACUGCCUUCUGUCAAGGGGGAAAAGAUUGCAGGGAAAUACUGGACCAGAGUGGGGAGGCAGAGAAAGCCAUGGCAGCACCAAGGAAGGAGACCCUUUCUUAGAGCAUAAUGGAGGCAGCAUUGCUCCAACUCAAGAUGGAAGCUUCCAAUUUCACACCAGCAAUCUCACCAUAGUCAGAUCUAAUAGCACUGAAGUCAUGUGAUUAAGGAGUCCUAUGGUUCACCCAAUCCACUGAAGCCCUUUACAGAUGAACUUCAAAGUGGCUGUAAACAAAUCUGCAGAAGGAGAAAUUUUUCAUUGUCAUCAUCAAUCCAUUUUUGGUCGACUGCAGUCUUCAUGGACACCCUGCGGGAAAGGGAAUUCCCAGAUGAACAAAAGACUGAAUUUUCAAGCAGUGUUAAGACAAAAUUCUCAAAUAACAGUGAAACUGGCACUUUCUACAUAAUAUGAUAUUUUCACUAGCUGGAGAUUCCGAUGCAUGGCUUAGUCCAGUAAUGAUUGUGAAACUGGGAGCCCCAAGCUACAGCUCUCAUUCAGAACACAGUCUUGUCCACUGGAUUCCAAAUUAAUCAUACUUUUUUACUUUUUUGAUCUCUUGGACAUUUCCUUUUGAAAUCAUUAAGUGAUUGCUGAAAUCACCAAUGGAAAAUGUUGAGAAGAACUACUCUGAUUUAGAAAAUUUCCUCUUGUAUGGUUUUGUCUAAUCUGGGACUUGGCUGACUAUAUGUCUUGAACCCAGUUCCCUGUGCCCUGCCUGAGAAACAGGCUCCCUUCUCCCCUCCCCCCCCACAUUUUGAACAUGGUGCCAUGUUUCCAUAGGGAAUUACCAUACAGGGGGCUCAGCUGGAACUGCGUUUAUAGAAUUUGCAUUUCAUAUCUCUUGAGACUUUGUAUUUAUGUUUGAAUUGAUUGAAUAUUUAUUAGUGUAUGUACAGUCAUUGCUAGUGUUCACAGAAUAUUAGCUGUCUCUAACCCUUUGUGAAAGACACACAGUAAAAGGCUGAGUCUAGCCAAAAAAAAAAAAAAAACACAGCAGUGUGUGCUAGUGAUUAUGGUAUGUAUGGCCUGGGUUCUGUCUUUAACCUCAUGUCAAUCAACAAAAUCCCUUAAGUGAAAUGGCUACAUGGUUUCAAGUCCUACAGGCAAGUCAAGACCAGGUACACAGAUCCUUCAACAGCAAAUAAACAGCAAGUGCUUCCUGUACACUGUGUUGAGUGCUGCAGAAGCAAAGAAGAAAAAG
Messenger RNA from Erinaceus europaeus (western European hedgehog), 4787 nucleotides. It is a transcript of the gene ITK, whose product is annotated as IL2 inducible T cell kinase. Bases 141 to 2003 code for a protein of 620 amino acids. Gene Ontology annotation, biological process: B cell receptor signaling pathway; intracellular signal transduction; adaptive immune response. Lineage: Eukaryota; Metazoa; Chordata; Mammalia; Eulipotyphla; Erinaceidae. The transcript is spliced from 17 exons. Gene Ontology annotation, molecular function: ATP binding; protein binding; non-membrane spanning protein tyrosine kinase activity. The record is from RefSeq and is a predicted model, not a curated record.